AGGAGGAGGAGGAGAGAUCAUGAGCGGCCAUGACUCCAAGUACUUCACCACCACCAAAAAGGGAGAGAUCCACGAGCUCAAGGAGGAGCUCAACUCGCAGUACAAGGACAAGAAGAAGGAUGCGGUGAAGAAGGUGAUUGCUGCAAUGACGGUGGGCAAGGACGUGAGCAUGCUCUUCACCGAUGUCGUCAACUGCAUGCAAACCGAGAACCUGGAGCUCAAGAAGCUCGUCUACCUCUACCUCAUCAAUUACGCCAAGAGCCAGCCGGAUCUCGCCAUUCUCGCAGUCAACACAUUUGUCAAGGAUUCUCAAGAUCCCAACCCCUUGAUCCGAGCCCUGGCUGUCCGGACCAUGGGCUGCAUUAGAGUUGACAAGAUCACCGAGUACCUGUGUGAUCCACUGCAGAGAUGUCUCAAGGACGACGACCCCUACGUCCGAAAGACAGCCGCUAUCUGUGUUGCCAAGCUGCACGAUAUCAAUGCCGAGCUGGUUGAAGACCGAGGCUUUCUGGAAAUCCUCAAGGAUCUCAUCUCCGACAGCAAUCCGAUGGUGGUUGCCAAUGCUGUCGCUGCCCUUGCCGAGAUCCAGGAGGGCACCACCAAAAUCAUCUUCGAGAUCACAAACCACACUCUCUUCAAGCUCCUGGCUGCCCUCAACGAAUGCACAGAGUGGGGUCAGGUCUUUAUCCUAGACGCUCUCUCAAGAUACAAAGCCAAGGACGUCCGCGAUGCAGAGAACAUUGUGGAGAGAGUGACACCGCGCCUCCAGCACGCUAACUGUGCGGUGGUUCUCUCCGCUGUCAAGGUUAUUCUGCAACAAAUGGAGCUUAUUACGAGCACUGAUGUUGUCCGGAAUCUGUGCAAGAAAAUGGCACCACCUCUCGUCACGCUUAUCUCCGCUGAACCAGAGAUUCAAUACGUGGCCCUGCGGAACAUCAACCUCAUUGUGCAGCGCAGGCCGACUAUUCUUGCUCAUGAAAUCAAGGUUUUUUUCUGCAAGUACAACGAUCCCAUCUAUGUGAAAAUGGAAAAGCUAGAAAUUAUGAUCAAGCUUGCUUCUGAUCGAAAUAUUGACCAGGUGCUGCUGGAAUUUAAAGAAUACGCCACGGAAGUUGACGUUGAUUUUGUUCGAAAAGCCGUUCGAGCCAUAGGUCGAUGCGCUAUCAAGCUUGAGCGGGCAGCAGAGCGCUGCAUUAGCGUCCUCCUCGAGCUCAUAAAGCUCAAAGUUAACUAUGUCGUGCAGGAAGCGAUAGUAGUGAUCAAAGACAUCUUCCGCCGCUAUCCAAACACGUACGAGUCCAUAAUCGCAACGCUUUGUGAGAACCUGGAUAACUUGGAUGAACCCGAAGCCAAGGCGUCCAUGAUCUGGAUCAUUGGUGAAUACGCGGAGCGCAUUGACAAUGCGGAUGAGUUACUCGAAGGUUUCCUCGAGACGUUCCCCGAGGAGACCGCCCAGGUCCAGUUGCAAUUGCUGACGGCGACUGUGAAGCUUUUCCUGAAGAAACCAACGGAGGGGCCACAGCAAAUGAUUCAGGUUGUGCUUAACAAUGCAACACAAGAGACGGAUAAUCCAGACCUUCGCGAUCGUGCAUACAUUUACUGGCGAUUGCUUUCCACGGAUCCGGAGGCAGCCAAGGAUGUCGUGCUCGCGGAGAAGCCGACCAUUAAUGAUGACUCGAACAUGUUGGAGCCGUCGCUCUUGGAUGAAUUGCUUUCAAACAUUGCUACGUUGGCUUCGGUUUACCACAAGCCUCCGGAUUCUUUUGUGAGCCGCGUCCGUGCAACAGUCCAGCGUGACGAUGACGAAGAAUAUGCAGCAGAGAGUCUUGAUCCAGAGUCGUCUUCUGCACCAGUCUCGGAGAUUACCACCUCCGUGGCUGCGCCAGGAGGUGUCCCAGGGCAGCCUGCUGCUGCUCCUGAUCUUCUAGGAGACUUGAUGGGUUUGGAUGGAUCAGCUGAUCAACAAUCAAUGACCAGAUCACUGCCAGUUCUGCUUAGUGCGUCCGCGGGCCAGGGCUUGCAAAUUAGUGGCAAGCUGGUUCGCAGGAAUGGUCAAGUGGUUUACAGCCUGACGUUCGAGAACAGCUCACAGAUACCACUGGACGGCUUCAUGAUACAGUUCAACAAGAACACAUUCGGUUUGGCAGCUGCGGCUCCGCUUCAACUGCCACCUUUGGUACCUGGACGAUCCGAAAGUGUGGCGCUGCCGAUGGUGAUGUAUCAGAACGUUGCUCCCGGCCCUCCAAACUCCCUUCUCCAAGUUGCUGUUAAGAAUAACCAGCAGCCAGUCUGGUAUUUCAACGACAAGAUCUCUAUCGAAGCUUUGUUUGGCGAAGAUGGGAAAAUGGAACGACAGCACUUUCUGGAGACUUGGAAGACUAUUCCCGACUCACACGAGUUUAUCAAGGAGUUACCCAGUGUUUGUGUCAACAGUGUGGAGUCAGCAAUCCAGAAGCUGCAAGCCACCAACCUGUUUUUCAUUGCACGCAGGGCCCAGAAAGAAACGAGGCAAGAGCUGCUUUACCUGUCCGCCAAAGUUCCCCCCAACAUUGUUUUCCUUCUGGAGCUGGCGACCGUGGUUGGGACGGCAGGUGUUAAGUGCGCCGUCAAGACGGUAUCCCCGGAGAUGGCACCGCUUCUCUUUGAUGCACUUGAAGCGCUGUUGAGUACAUGAAUCUCUACCUCCUUGCAAGCGGCGGCUUCGGAAGGCUCGUACUUCCCAUUUUGUUGCUUAGAUAUAUAAAGUAUUUGCAGUGUGCGAUUUAAGUGUAAACAACAAAUUUCAACCUAAGAUUCAAUGUUUGCUCA
Molecule: messenger RNA, 2808 nt
Organism: Selaginella moellendorffii
Lineage: Eukaryota; Viridiplantae; Streptophyta; Lycopodiopsida; Selaginellales; Selaginellaceae
Product: beta-adaptin-like protein B
Exons: 14
Coding region: 20-2674 (884 amino acids)
Biological process (GO): intracellular protein transport; vesicle-mediated transport
Cellular component (GO): membrane coat; clathrin adaptor complex
Molecular function (GO): clathrin binding
Source: RefSeq, a predicted model, not a curated record